Molecule: messenger RNA, 2076 nt
Organism: Batrachochytrium dendrobatidis JAM81
Lineage: Eukaryota; Fungi; Chytridiomycota; Chytridiomycetes; Rhizophydiales
Exons: 12
Coding region: 37-2076 (679 amino acids)
Source: RefSeq, a predicted model, not a curated record
AUCUAAACGUCAGUUUUACCACAAAUCGUGUUUAGUAUGAGUAAGCAUACAGAUAAUACAAGCCAGUCUUCAAAACAUACCAUCAGUUUUUCUCGCACAGGCUCAUUGCAAAAUCUAGAGCGUAGAAAUACGAUUAGUGCUGUAUCAUUCAAUCUACCUACUCAUGCAACUUCUUUGGAAACACGAAACAGAGUCUACCGUGUCAAGAGUGUUGAGCUGCCUUCUCAUGCUAGCUUGGCAUAUCAACGACGAGUAUCUGCUGCUGGAUUAGCUCCAAGUAAAAAAAAGGCGCAGUCAGAAGUCAAACUUCAACGUGCGGUUUCGGCUCUGUCAAUGUAUGCCCGGCCUAUACAUCCAUCUCCACCACAAAUCGCUUGGAAAUGGAGUACACCGGCAGAGAAAAAACUAUCUACUCAUAGUGUCGUCAAGAAUUUGCCUAUAACAAGAGUAUACCAGGAAAAGCUACAACUCAACAAUACAAACAAUCUCUCUAUACAUCUAGAAAAGUUUGCCAACUCAAUACAUAGUUUAAAGGAUUUGCCCAAGACUCUGUAUAGAUUUCUUGUUGGUCAUUUGCGAUCGUCAGUAGAGUUGGUUGAAAAGACUAUAUACGAGGAUGACAUGAAAGAAAUUAAAUGCAGUUUUUGCAAUAUAGUUGAAGACAAUUUAGAACUGUUUUCUGUUAUAAAAAUGUGGUGCAGCUCUCAAUUGACCAUGAUGGAAAUACACAAAAAGCGGGAUCGUGCAAUCAGUGCAUUAGUCGACCAACUAGAGAAACUUGAAGAAGAAAACCUACUGUUUAAAAACUUUGUUGGUUCGCACUCACGAUAUACGCCUGAUCAUAAUGUGGAGAUCAAAGUCGAGCAAAUAGUUGUUGCCAUCAAGCCGUCUGUACUGGACAAAGAUACAAACACUGAAGAAGUGUUCCCACCAUUCACCAGCGAACCACAUGUUUCAUUGACUCCUCAAGAAUCAGCACAAAGCAAUCUAGAAUCGUUUAAUCUACCUCGAGCCUCAAUAAAACCUUUGAGCACCAAUCCAAAUCUACUGGAAACUUCUUGUAUACCAUCACCUAUUUUAGAACCCGAGGUUGCUCAGAGUGCUGAUGAAAAGCUGGACCAAUCUGAAUCAUUAUCUAACAACCUGUUACUUGGCAAGCCCUCCACAAAGCCAGGCAAUAUUGAUGUAUUUGAUAAAGCAUGUGGUACUGAUCGACCUAUUCCUUUAUUUCGAACGACUGGCGUCAUGGUUGAUUUAUCGCAUCCAUUCGAGGCAAAAUAUGUGCAAUUGAGCAAUGACUACGCAGUGUUAAAAGAACAGAAGGAAUUAUCAGCAAUAGCUUCUCAGCACGCGAUUGCUGAACUCACUGCAGGCUAUCAAGAAAAACUGUCAUCCAUACAGGAAACACUUGAAGCAAAGGCUCAAAUGUUAGAAGCAGCAAAUAUAGCACUAUCCGAGAGAGUAGAAAGCCUGGAUACCGAAAACAAAAACUAUCAGUUUGAUAUAUCCAAAAACGAAUCGGAGAUAAAUGAAUUCAAGCUACAAAUAGCCCACUACAAAAAAGAAUUGGAACAUCUCGGCAAAAUUCAAGUUACGUUACAAAAAGACAACGAAUCGCUUAAACUUAAUGUCAAGAGCGCUCAAAGCGAGCUCAAGAUUGCUCAAGAGCUGGAGAAAAAAUGGAGCAUGGAGACUGAGAAAGCCAAAUCACAGUUUGCUGCGUUUCAAAACCAAAUACAUGAUUUUCAGGGACAGCUAGGAGUAGCUAGAAUAGAACAAGAUGCAGUACAAAAUGAUUUGGAGCUAUCAAGAGCUAAAAUAUCCGAGUUGGAAUUGAAGAAUUGUGAGUUUUCAGCCAAGAUAUAUAGGCUUGAAGAAAAAAACAGCGAGAUGAAUACUGGGCUCAGAUCGGCAGUACAGGAAAAGCAAAUUGUGCAGGAACAAAACAGUCAACUAGAGCAGCACAUUGCCAACCUCAUGCAAUUUCCAGAAACAAUGAUUGGUCCUGAUUUUAAACUUUCAGGCAAAGCUGGAGCUAUCAAACGAGACAAACUCGCUAUUACGACAUAUGAUUGA